CACUGGCUGAACUCCCCGCCUGUCUCUCCAGAUCUCGCGCUCUUGAAAGUCCUGUCUAAAAUGAAGAAGUUUAAUUUCCGAAAAGUUUUGGAUGGCUUAACUGCCUCUUCCCCUGGCAGUGGGAGCAGCAGCGGCGGUAACAGUGGCGGGGCUGGAGGUGGCUCCGCACAUCCAGGAGGGACUGCAGGGGUUCUGAGAGAGGAAAUUCAGGAAAGCCUGACUUCAGACUAUUUCCAGAUUUGCAAGACAGUUCGGCAUGGUUUUCCUUAUCAGCCCACAGCACUGGCCUUUGAUCCAGUCCAGAAAAUCUUGGCUAUUGGAACAAGAACAGGUGCUAUACGAAUACUUGGGAGGCCUGGUGUUGACUGUUACUGCCAGCACGAGAGUGGUGCGGCGGUCUUGCAGCUUCAAUUCCUGAUCAAUGAGGGCGCUUUGGUUAGUGCAAGUUCAGAUGAUACGCUUCAUUUGUGGAAUCUGAGACAGAAAAGGCCAGCCAUCCUUCAUUCUCUGAAGUUUAACAGAGAACGAAUUACUUACUGUCAUCUACCUUUCCAGAGUAAAUGGCUCUAUGUUGGAACAGAAAGAGGAAAUACACAUAUUGUAAAUAUUGAAUCUUUCAUUCUUUCUGGAUAUGUCAUCAUGUGGAACAAGGCAAUUGAACUAUCCACGAAGACUCACCCAGGCCCAGUUGUACAUUUAAGUGAUAGCCCAAGAGAUGAAGGAAAACUGUUAAUAGGUUAUGAAAAUGGUACUGUAGUAUUCUGGGACUUGAAAUCUAAGCGAGCAGAGCUGAGAGUUUAUUACGAUGAGGCUAUUCAUUCAAUUGAUUGGCAUCACGAGGGCAAACAAUUCAUGUGCAGCCAUUCAGAUGGUAGCUUGACUUUAUGGAACCUGAAAAGCCCAAAUCGCCCUUUCCAAACCACAGUUCCACAUGGAAAAAGUCAAAGAGAAGGACGAAAGUCUGAGUCUUGUAAACCAAUUCUUAAAGUAGAGUACAAAACCUGCAGGAACAGUGAACCAUUUAUAAUAUUCUCUGGUGGGCUGUCAUAUGACAAAGCUUGCAGAAGACCGAGUUUAACCAUCAUGCAUGGAAAAGCAAUUACAGUACUUGAGAUGGAUCAUCCCAUUGUUGAAUUUCUAACUUUAUGUGAAACACCUUAUCCAAACGAAUUUCAAGAACCCUAUGCUGUUGCUGUGCUUCUAGAGAAAGAUCUCAUCGUAGUUGAUCUGACACAGACCAAUUUUCCAAUCUUUGAGAAUCCAUACCCAAUGGACAUUCAUGAGUCACCAGUUACAUGCACAGCAUAUUUUGCCGAUUGCCCUCCAGAUUUGAUUCUAGUACUCUAUUCUAUAGGAGUCAAGCACAAAAAACAAGGAUACAGUAACAAGGAAUGGCCAGUCAGUGGAGGAGCUUGGAAUCUUGGAGCACAAACUUAUCCAGAAAUUAUUAUUACUGGUCAUGCUGAUGGAUCAAUAAAAUUUUGGGAUGCUUCAGCAAUGACACUACAGAUGUUGUACAAGCUAAAAACUUCAAAAGUAUUUGAAAAGCAGAAGGUGGGAGAUGGCAAGCAAACAUGUGAGAUAGUAGAGGAAGAUCCAUUUGCUGUCCAGAUGAUUUACUGGUGUCCAGAGAGCAGAAUAUUCUGUGUAUCGGGAGUCUCUGCAUAUGUCAUAAUUUAUAAAUUCAGCAGGCAUGAAAUUACAACAGAAAUAGCGUCAUUAGAGGUACGACUUCAGUGUGACGUUGAAGACAUCAUUACCCCAGAGCCAGAAACAAGUCCUCCAUUUCCAGAUCUCUCCUCUCAACUUCCGUCUUCAAGGAGUCUUUCCGGAAGCACUAAUACUGUGUCUAGUGAAGGACCGACAAAGGACAGUAUCCCGUGCCUCAGUGUCAAAACACGGCCAGUGCGAAUGCCCCCGGGCUACCAAGCAGAUCUAGUUAUUCAGUUGGUGUGGGUAGAUGGGGAGCCGCCUCAGCAGAUAACCAGCCUUGCUGUAAGCUCAGCAUAUGGAAUAGUUGCGUUUGGAAAUUGCACUGGGUUGGUUGUGGUGGAUUUCCUACAGAAGACAGUACUGUUAAGCAUGGGGACCAUUGACCUCUAUAGAUCAAGUGACCUGUACCAGCGACAGCCCCGAUCUCCUCGAAAAAACAAGCAGUUCAUUGCAGGCCUAACAGAGCUGAAUGAUAGUCCAGUUCCCCUGGAACUUGAGCGCUGCAAGUCUCCCACUUCAGGACUUGCUACCAGAACUCCUGAGGCAGCACCAGGCUUUUAUAGGAAUGAGAUACCUGCUGUGAGACAGAGGAAUCAAGUACACCACUUGCCAGACCAUGUAAAUGGACACUGCACAAGUCCAACUUCUCAGAGUUGCAGUUCUGGAAAACGUCUUUCCAGUGCUGAUGUUUCAAAAGUAAAUCGCUGGGGUCCUGGACGACCACCAUUUAGAAAGGCACAGUCAGCUGCUUGCAUGGAGAUUUCUUUACCAGUUACAACUGAAGAAGCCCGAGAGAAUUCCUACAGUCGCUCCAGGAGCUCCAGCCUCUCCAGCAUUGACAAAGAUUCUAAAGAGGCGAUCACGGCUUUACACUUCAUGGAAUCCUUCGCGCGGAAAAACGACUCUACCGUUUCCCCGUGUCUGUUUGUUGGAACUAGUCUGGGAAUGGUGUUAAUCAUCUCCCUAAAUCUGCCACCAUCAGAUGAACAGAGGUUUACGGAGCCAGUGAUGGUAUUGCCAAGUGGUACAUUCCUAUCGUUGAAAGGAGCUGUGCUAACGUUCUCCUGCAUGGACAGAACUGGCAGUUUAAUGCAGCCCCCGUAUGAAGUGUGGAGGGAUCCAAACAACACAGAUGACAGCGAAAAGACAGGGAAAAGGAAACUGGUCAUGAACUACUCUUCUUCAUCCCAAGAAAUGGGCGACCAUCAGUACACGAUCAUCUGCUCAGAAAAACAAGCCAAAGUCUUCUCACUGCCUUCUCAGACCUGCCUUUACGUCCACAACAUCACAGAGACGUCGUUCAUAUUGCAAGCAGAUGUGGUGGUCAUGUGCAGCGGUGCCUGCUUGGCCUGCUUCUGCGCGAACGGGCAUAUCAUGAUAAUGAGCUUGCCCAGUCUUCGCCCAAUGUUGGAUGUUAAUUAUUUGCCACUGACAGACAUGAGAAUAGCACGGACAUUUUGUUUUACUAAUGAAGGACAGGCAUUAUACCUUGUCUCUCCUACUGAAAUUCAACGGUUAACAUAUAGCCAAGAAAUGUGUGAUAAUAUUCAGGACAUGGUAGGCGAUUUGUUUACUCCCAUAGAGACACCAGAAGCUCAAAACAGAGGUUUUCUCAAGGGACUAUUUGGUGGAAGUGGACAGACAUUUGACAGAGAAGAACUCUUUGGGGAAGCUUCAGCAGGAAAAGCAUCGCGCAGCCUUGCACAGCACAUUCCUGGACCAGGCAGUAUAGAAGGGAUGAAAGGCGCUGCUGGCGGGGUGAUGGGAGAGCUCACCCGAGCCCGAAUUGCACUUGAUGAGAGAGGACAGCGGCUGGGCGAGCUGGAAGAGAAGACUGCUGGCAUGAUGACCAGCGCAGAAGCGUUUUCCAAGCAUGCACACGAGGUAAACUGCCCACGCGAGUACAGGCAUCUCCAUGGGGCAGUCAUUAGGAAUGUUCGGGUCCUACAUAAGGAAGCCUGA
Molecule: messenger RNA, 3675 nt
Organism: Psammomys obesus (fat sand rat)
Lineage: Eukaryota; Metazoa; Chordata; Mammalia; Rodentia; Muridae
Gene: Stxbp5l
Product: syntaxin binding protein 5L
Exons: 27
Coding region: 61-3675 (1204 amino acids)
Biological process (GO): regulation of protein secretion; regulation of exocytosis
Cellular component (GO): SNARE complex; cytoplasm; plasma membrane
Molecular function (GO): GTPase activator activity; syntaxin binding; myosin II binding
Source: RefSeq, a predicted model, not a curated record